AUGAUGGACAGAAACUACCCGACCUCCAGCUUCGCGGACGCGCUGGCCCCACCAGCACAGACCGUAGCUUCUUGGGCCUAUGACCGCAGCACCGCUAGUGUCAAACCAAGUUCCAGUUAUGGUGCAGCACACCUUGAUGCAGAGCUCCUCCAGAGGCAAAGCUACACUUCCACCCACCAGCUUCCCACCUACACUACAUCACACCUUCCUGCUGCAGCAGGAGCGCUCGACUCGAGCAGUAAUACUUCUGAGACCUCAAUCAUGAGCUUCCUGUCAGCCAUGGAAUCUAGAAGCCUUCAGGCUGGUCCUGUUAGUGCCUCACUGCUUCCUCCUUUCAGACCCCCAUCAUGGCCUGCUGGUACCAACGCCUCCACCACAGAGCUGUAUUUGACUGGUGCUCUGCCUUCUACUGCCACUUUCCCCUCUCCUGCUGCUCUGUCGUCCUAUCAGCACACUGGUGCCUACCCUUCCAGGAGUUAUGCUACCAACCCAUCCUUGGCACUCCAGGAUCCUGCCUUCAGCACUUCAACCAAUGGCCUGUUUUCUCACCAUGACCCCCUUCUCCAUCUCAAAUCAAGCCAGACUGUGCUUCCCACUGCACUGGCCUUCAAUCAUCUCCCUGCCCCUACUUUGGGCUCGGCUUUGCCUGUCCAGUCCUCUACUUACCGAUCAGCCCAGGAGUCAGCCCCCCACCUCCUACAGCCCCAGUUCAGCCUGCUACCAUCUGCCCUGCCUGCCCCUCAUGGUGCCCCACAACCGUACGGGGCCACAGUAUUCUCAGGCUCUAUUGAAAGAGCUCUUCAGCGUGAAUGUAGUGUGAUCAAACACCACCAGAGGCCUUCCAGCAGCCACGCGGCCUCAGAGCAAUUGCCCAGUGCAGAGCACUCCUUACAGGGGUACUUUGGCUCUGCCAGUGAAGCUGAUGUGUCCUACCAGCAGGACCCUUCCCGUCAGACCCCGGUAUCCUGCAGCCCUUCCACAGGAGCAGAUUCCUCUCAAGGGGUCAGUCGUGCUCCACAACCCAAAACAGCCUCAGUAACUCAAGCUUAUUCGUCCACUUCUGUGCCAAAGGCUAAAGACUCUUCCAAAUUAGCUCCACACCCUUCUGGGGGUGAGGAGAGUCACGAGCACUCUCAGAACCUGACAGGAGGGUCUCCUGACCGUUACUCCUCCCCAGGACACAAGCAGAACUCGGUGAUUGCUAAUCAACAGUCAGUACAGCUAUCCAGCCUUAUGUCCAGUAGUUUGUCACAAACCUAUAUCACCACCCACACCCAGUCACAGGCCUCCCAUUCCACCUCAGACAAACUUUCCCCCCUUUACAAGACUCUGCCUUCCCUCUCUAGCCAGUCUGACAAUGUGGCAUCUGUUAGUCAGACUCUUGUUUACUCCUCUAGUCCCGGGCUGAGCCAGCAGCAGGAGAUCCAGUAUGGAGCCCAGGUCCAGGGCUUGUGUCAGGGGAAUCUCUCUGAGAGCUACCCCACCACUCACUCUCAGGGUGCCCCAAACGUGACUUUUACAUCUCAGUCACAGGAGCAAGCUUCGGUGACUCAGAGCUACGCCACAGGACAAUCCCUUAACCUUAACUCCUCUUACCCGCCCACGUGUGUGCGGAGUCUGCCCACAUCAAAUUCUUCACAGGACUACACCCUCAUGCAGGCCUCAGUGGGAGUUAAAACACAUGACACACUGUCUCAGCAGCAGACACAGCCCCAUAAAUAUGUUUUGUCUGCACCGUUGCCUGCCUACUCUUCAACUGCUCAAGCCUUACAAAAUAACAUCAGAUCCUCAAUACAAGACAUAAAGCCAACAUACGGCAAACAGAAACUUGGAGAGCUUCCUAUCCAGGACAUUGAUGCUCUCCAGCAGGCAUCGAUGGAAGCCUCUGCUGCUAGCAAUAUGUCUGCUCACAACAAUGUCAUCUAUGUUGUUUCAAAAAUGGACGAUCAUCACAAAACUCAAAGUGUCAUCCGAAGCAAUUCGCGAUCUGAUGACCAGCUCAUGGGACUAGGUCAUACAAACACAGCACAGAUGAAGGACGAAAGAAUGGGUUCUCUGAGCCAACAGCACAUUCAUCUAAGCAGUGCCAAUGGUCAGGAAACUGUCGACACAAAAACUACAAAUUCCAGUAUUAUAUCUUCACAUGUACCCCUUAGCUCAGAGCAGGUCAAGCAGCACCCUCUCCAACUCAAGUCUCCUGAGCCACAUCAUCAAAACCACCAGAAUCAUACUCAAUCCCAGAGCCAGACCCCGGCAGCCCACACCCAAUUCAUCACCGUUCCCAGCACUCAGGUUCUCCUCGAGCCCAACCAGAUGAUUUUGCUCCAACAGCCUCUUGUUCACCACAGUCAAAACACAUCAAAGGUGGUAUCAGUGCAGGGUAUCCAACAAACCCAAGAUCUGGGCCCUGUUCAUGUCCAGUAUCUUCAGAUGGGCCGAGAACUGCUUUGUCCCAGUGUCACCGAAAACCAGAGACAGCAGGGCACGGUAGUGUCUGAACAGAGCUCAGGAUGCCCUGAUUCCUCCAAACACCACUACAGCCAGUCAGCAAAUCAGCAGCCAAAUGAUGCCAAGAACCACUUUGCUCUCAACUCCAUUUGCUUCCCAGACUCUAUGCUACUUGCAGAUGACAGAAAUAUUUUGUCAAAUGUCGAUGACAUCCUGGCUGCCACGGUGGCAGCCUGUGGCGUCACACCACAAGACUUUGUCAAAGCUACAUCCUCUGCUGAGGCUGAAAUGGCAGUUAUGGCAAGCCCUGUUGAUUCUAAAGGUCACUUCCAGACUGUGGAUAUAAGGCACAUGUCACCUAAUUUCUCCUCAGCACAACAGCCAAUCAUGACCAACACUAAUACCCACAACAUGACCAUGACGCUAAAUGGAGCUCAGAUGGCUGCAGACUGUCAGCCUGUUCACAACAACAGUUCUGAGCUUGACACAAAUGGAGAUGGAGGGAGCUCUGAGAACGACUAUCACUUAGCCGGACAUGUUUAUGACCCCACAGGUCUCCACAGCAGAAUCAAAGGGAAUUCAAAGUGCAUUAAAACAGAGGAUGGCUCCAUGGAAUCCCCAGGCGGUGAAGACUUUUCCAAAAAGAAGGUUCGCUCUAAGUCCUUAACCAAACCAGGUGGUCCAGAGGAGGAUAAUGGACAAGCCAGGCAGGCCAAGCGCAGUGGGCAGGCCAAGCGGCAAAACUCCAGGGGCAGUGAUGUCAGCUCGCCGUCCGCCUCACAGGGUGUAUAUGAUGGUUGUCCGCAGCAGGAGAGAAUCAGACAGAAGAUCCGUGAAGUGGAAGAGAAGCAGCCAGAGGUCAAAACGGGCUUCAUUGGCUCCUUCCUCGACUUUAUCAAAUCUGGCCCCAAACAGCAAUACUCUCCAAGUCCUACACGAACUAUCAGUCGCCCAAGAAAGCCCUGCACCACGUCGAAACCACUGCCAUGUACUUUGCCUUCUUUGCCUCCCAAACUGCAGACUCUGCCUGGGCCUUUGAUUCCCCAGGAGAACCAAGGAGUGAGCUCCCAACAGAAACGUCUGGAUGAGGAUUUGCAAAAGAACUUGGAGACUCUGCCAUCAUUCAGCUCCGAUGAGGAGGAGAACACUGGGAAGAACCAGGCCCUGAGGAACAGCAUCAGCUCAGCGCUUUCAGCUCUGGAUGAGGCUUCAGAUCGGAAAUCCAGGACAGAUAACCAAAUCCCCAGUGUGAUGAUGAAGCCAGACCAGGUUACCACCAUGCCUCACACUGUCACCGAGACCUGUUUGUCGCGAGUAACUCCUCCUACACAGACAACAAACACCCCCUCACUAGGGCCCGUGUUUGUGGACAAAGAGGAGUCUAAAGAGACCCCACCAGGCCAGCUGGCUGUGCAGUUGCCGAGUGUGGCCAUUGAGGGACUGACUGACGAGGAGCUGUCGGAUAGUGGAGGGGAGGGAAUGUACCGUGAGAGAGACGAGUUUGUCGUCAGGAAUGAGGACAUCGAAAGCUUAAAGGUGACAAUGAGAUCAGGCAGUGAGCCUCCAGCCAUCUGGAAAGUCCAGAAGGCUCUGCUGCAGAAAUUCGUGCCUGAGUUGAGGGAUGGGAAAAGAGUCUUCUCAGCCACUAACAGUUAUCUUGGAUACUUUGGUGACGCCAAAACCAUGUACCAGAGGGUAUAUGUGAAGUUCUUGGACACAGUAAACAAAAGGGAGUAUGUACGAGUUUGUAGUCGGAAGCCACGCUGCAAGCCUAUGAACUCGCUAAGGGGGGUUCAGGUAAAAACUCUGCUGGGCCUGUCAGCUGCCCCUCAGUCCUCAGUCACCCCAAGCCAAAAGCCUCGACCCAAACAACUCAAGCCCAGAGCAGAGCCCCCACCUAAAAAGAGGAGGAAAUGGAAAGAGGAGUUUUCACCAACUGCCUCGGGAUCAUCUGCAGAAGAGGGUGGUGAAGAUGAUGAGUUAAACCCCCCAGUGCCAUUUGCUUCGCGGUUACUCAACACACGAACCAUGAAGGAGACAUUCAAGAGCUUUGUGGAACUGCUCAUCAGCAUUGUUUUGGAUGAAGAUGUGAUGACAGCACUUGAGCGGGAAAAAGAUGAGUUGCUGCUGCCACAUAUGAAAAGAGUGGAUGGGAUGAUCACUGACAACAGGAAACGGCUGCUUCACAAACUGCACAUAGGGCAGGUUCUUAAGACGGCUCUAGACAGCUUCCCGGAGAUCUCAGUGGUGACUGAGCUGAAGAAGGACGGGGAGACCCCUGCCUUUAAGGUGCGUCUCAGUGGGAAGGCCUACAACAAGAAAACCUUGAAACCCUACAAGGUGCCUAACAAAGUGCCACAGGAGUAUACAGUGGACCAGCAGAAAACUCAGUGGUUCUCUCUGUACCACUCUUUGCAGCAUUACAAGUACCACACGUACCUCAUGUGUAAGGACGAGAUCGCAUCUAUGCGUGUGCAGACAGGGGAUCUGGGGCAGGAGGAGACAGUACAGAAGUGUCUGCAGAACGGAGCUUGGGUAGAGGGGCUCUUCGAUCGCUUCGGGGAGCUAAUCAAUCAAGUGCAGCAGGCCUGCCGAUGAUCUAGCCCUGACAUGCUUGGCUAAAACAACAGCAAAGUCCAACACCUAAAAAAUAUGAGGAUGCCUCCAGCUCAAACUGGCAACACAGAGAAGGAUGGAGUGAGUCUCUCCUUUCUGAAUCAGGGACCUGUCAGCUGUCUUACCUUAGAGACGUUCGGGGGGGGGCCUGUGGCCUAAAGUGGCACGAGUGAACAGAGGGACAGCAGUAAAGGUAAAAGUCCGCAUCACUGCAUCCCAGCAGGAAGCAGUAAUGUGAUCAACAGAGGACAAGGACUUUGGUUUUGGGAGCAUUUUGGGAAGACUUCCACAUAAUGCUUCUCCUAGUCUUUGUAGGUUUUUGUAGUUACAAGCCCACUUUUUAUGGGCCUUUUCAUAGAUUUAUAAUGUUUUUUUUUAGUUAAAUGCCAGAUUAUAACCAGUGAGUAUGCACUAGAUAGAGAGCAAUUGGCAUAGGAAGUAGAGCACAGCCAGUAAUAAAAACGCAGAAAUCAGAUUGCCUACAGUUAUAACAAGCCUUCAUCCAUCAUUUGAUACAUAGGCUCACAUCCAGAGAAGUUGAUUUAUUGUUAAAAAAAAUAAAACUCUAUAUAUAUUAUGUAUAACUGUAGUUAUAUACUGUUUGUAAAACAUCCAUUUUGUAAUGGAGCGCCAACUUAUAUAUAAUGUACAUUUUGUAUAAAAGAACAGGGAGGUGGGAACUGCAGCGAUUCUCUUACGGAGGAAUUUAGUAACUAUAUACUGUAUCUAUAUUGUGGUUCAACUUUUGUGCUUCAAACGCCCUUUUGCUUAUCAGAUGCAAAUCAGUGCCGUUCCAGUACUGCUUUUUAUGAAUUUUGUUAAUCAAAUAUGACUUACCCGAGGGUAAAAUGAAACAAAUAAAAGUUGUCUUUAUACUCCUUUACAGACAUAGCCCACAUUUUAUGACAAAUAGAUAUAUAUAUUUUUCACAGAAGUAAAUAUUGUUAUGUUCUCAUUACAGUUUCUAAGACACUUUUUCAUUGUUUUUUCACAGUUUUCCAAAAUGGACUCUUUAUAAGUCAGUUAUCAAUUUUAUGCUAUCAAAAAAACAAUCUUGUUCUUUACAGAUGCAGUUUGUAAAUAAAGUGCCGCAUGUAUCAGA
Epinephelus lanceolatus (giant grouper) is the source of this 6166-nucleotide messenger RNA. RefSeq names its product glutamine and serine rich 1 (gene qser1). The record is from RefSeq and is a predicted model, not a curated record. Lineage: Eukaryota; Metazoa; Chordata; Actinopteri; Perciformes; Serranidae.